CGGUUCCUCUCUGUAGCGUCAGUCGGGGCGUGUCACGGACUCCUGCCAGCUGAGUUCAAGAGUUAAGAGCAACUCAAAUAUCCUGCUACCGACUCUACGAAGUGUGGUUGUCUUACGUUGACCGAAGAUGUUUUUUGCCAAGAAAUUUAUGAGUGGCCUCAUUGAUGUUGUCAGCAACAUCGACCCAGCCCAGUUCGUGCCUUCUGACCCUCCUCCCCCCCGCAGACCAGUCCAAUAUGCAGAGCAUAAUGAGAGCAAUGAAGAGAAACAGUUCCGCAGAGUCUUCCAGCAACUUGCUGGAGAUGAUAUGGAAGUGAGCCCAUCUGAGCUGAUGAACAUCCUAAACAGAAUCGUUACAAAGCAUCAGGACCUGAAGACAGAGGGUUUCAGCAUUGAGUCUUGUAGGAGCAUGGUGGCAGUCAUGGAUGAGGACAGCACUGGGAAACUGGGCUUUCAUGAAUUCAAACACCUCUGGGACAAUAUAAAGAAAUGGCAGGGAGUGUACAAAACCUACGACUCGGACAGUUCCGGUUUCAUUAGUGCAGAUGAGUUGCCCAACGCUUUCAGAGCUGCCGGCUUCCCCCUCAACGACCAGCUGUUCAGCAUGAUAAUUCGCAGAUACAGCGAUGACAAUGGGAACCUUGAUUUUGACAACUACAUUGGCUGCCUUGUGAGGCUGGACGCCAUGUGCCGUGCCUUCAAAACCCUGGAUAGGGAUAACAAUGGGACCAUCAAAGUCAACGUUCAGGAGUGGCUUCAGUUGACCAUGUACUCUUGAGUCCAGACGAUGUCUCUCCUGCUUGUUAUAUGAAACCACUUUUUGUUUGUCCACGCAGUGCAAAAAAUAUAUUCUCAGCCGUCUCUACGACUUCCUGUUAUCCAGGAGUAUCCCUUGUGUGCGCAGGUUUCUUUUGUAUGUUAAUGCAAGUGUUGUGGGAUUGUUUACUGUUCCAUUAUACUUGCGAGACAGAAUGUAUACUGUAUUAAGCUAACCCAGAAAAGCAGAAACCUGCACUCACAAUGGUACCCCAUAGCUGAGGAUCAACUCAUGAUUUAGGUGCAUAAAGAUGCUAGUAUGUUGAAUUGGUAUCAUUUGGUCCGUCUGUUUGGCAUAUACCUUUUGAUAUUCCUCAUGCCUGAGGGCAGGCAGGCCAACAUGAAGAAGUUUUACACAGUGACUUUCGUGAAAAACCUAAUGUGAAAUCAGGAAGCUUGCGUUCAAAUGUGGCUACGGCUGGUUUCACAAAUACUGUAUGUUAGAGGGAUCUGUGGAGAUAGGCCGAUAUUACUUUUGCUCUGAGACUGUUUAAAUGGUAAAAUGGUGAUGCUGGACAAAAAGAUGUCACACCUGACAACUCUGUCACUUGCUAGCAAAAUCAGGAAAGCCUACCUCACUUGUCACUGCAAAAAAAAGGCACACAAAUUCUGUUGGAGUGAACAGAGGUUAACAGUGUGAAGCUUUCUCUCUGCUGUUAUUUUUGUUAUACCUUUAGCGUUCAUAUUGGUGGAGUUGUGUAACCAGAGUGCAAAGAUUCUUAGAUAAACUCCACCCAACUUUAACCUGAGCAGGACUUACCAGCUUCCCCACUAACUGAAAACACCUGUGAGGAUGUGCAGGGCCUUUGAGAGAGUGUUAAUGUACCCAUAUGGCAAACAGCAAAUCUGUCCUAAAGGCUCAGCACACAGCAUAUUUUCAGGUAUUAUGACUGAGUACACUUCUGAUUAGGGUGAAGUUGGGUGGAGCUAUUCUGUGAAUGACUUACGAAAUCCCAUAAAGUCAUAACAAUCAUGACUAGGGUGUUGUCCCAGCCGAAGGGGGAAAACAACACUAACAGUAGUGUUGUCCACACCUACAGUAUGCAGCCCAGAGAAGAGGCCUAAUUUGGGUAAAUAUAAACAGGUAUGGGUGGAACAUGUCUUUGCAGAGACUUUCAGAAAGACUUAAACAGACAGACAGCUUUGUAAAGUUCUAGGUGUAACUUCACUAUUUCUUAGACCGCAGUCGUAUUCAAUAUCCUUGUGAAACCAACCCCAAGCCGGUAGGCUAAUAUUUUUCCAUUUAAUGUUCAAUGCUGGUAAUGCAACUUGGCUAUAUAAAUCUCCCAUGUUUCAGCUCACUAAUCCCUUUACUUAUCACAGUGUACUUAUUCAAAAUGCCUGCACCAGAUAAUGCCCGCACAAUGUGUAAAUUGAUAAUAUAUGACGUGUGUAUGCCACUUAUGCAUGCAGCCAAUAGUAAAGAUGCCAUUAAUAAGUGUUUUUAAGCAUGUAGUUAUAGCCACAGUCAUUUACGUGUUACUGAAAAUGCUUGGUUGAUAAAUAUCUGUGCCAUAUUUGGAAUAAAAAGGGUAUGUUCAAAUC
This is a messenger RNA of Perca flavescens (yellow perch), 2361 nucleotides long. RefSeq names its product calpain, small subunit 1 a (gene capns1a). The transcript is spliced from 11 exons. The record is from RefSeq and is a predicted model, not a curated record. Bases 128 to 778 code for a protein of 216 amino acids. Gene Ontology annotation, cellular component: calpain complex. Lineage: Eukaryota; Metazoa; Chordata; Actinopteri; Perciformes; Percidae. Gene Ontology annotation, molecular function: calcium ion binding.